GCUGCUGACCCGGCUUGUAAACACCGACCUAUCAGUCACGAAGCUAGCUGUAUAGCAUACGGUUUAUAUGUUAUUUUAGCGUUUAUUUAUUUAGUUCAGCAUUUCUAUGUGUGUGGUUCGCUCAUUGUGGAUCAGUUCUAACCAACGGCUGUGACGGAGAAUUCUUACGAGUCUAAACAUGCUGCGCUAGCUUCAUCAGUUAGCCAUGCUAACGUUAGCAGUGCUAAAUAAGCUAUAGCUACCAUUCAUGGCUUUGUCUCAAAAAACUAAAUAUUGUUUAAUAUUUUCUCUGCGUCACCAGAAGCCUUCUGUAGCAGGAUGAUCUCUCAGGUCUUCAUCUUGUCCUCGAAGGGCGACCACCUCAUCUAUAAAGACUUCCGAGGAGAAGCAGGCGGUGACGCCGUCAGUACUUUCUAUGAGAAGGUCACGGCGCUGACCGGAGACCAGCCUCCGGUCGUCAUGAGCCACAAAGAUCUUCACUUCGUCCACGUCAGACAGGGAGGACUGUACUGGGUCGCCACGACUGCAGCCGAGUCGUCGCCGUUCACCAUCAUCGAGUUCCUCAACAGGUUCGCUGCUCUGGUCAAAGACUACUGCGGCAGCCUGUCGGAGAAGUCGGUGCAGAUGAACUUCGCUCUGAUCUACGAGCUGCUGGACGAAGUCGUGGACUACGGCUACAUCCAGACGACCUCCUCCGACGUCCUGAAGAACUUCAUCCAAACCGAAGCCGUUUCCUCGCGGCCGUUCAGCCUCUUCGACCUGAGCAACGUCGGACUGUUUGGAGCAGAGACUCAGCAGAGCAAAGUGGCUCCGAGUUCUGCAGCCACCAGACCGAUCCAGUCGAGCCGGGAGCAGGGAGGGAAGAGCGAGAUAUUCGUGGACGUGAUCGAGAGGAUGUCGGUCGUCAUCGGAUCCAACGGGAUGUUGAUGAAGGCCGACGUCGAGGGAGAGAUCAGAGUUAAAUGCUACCUGCCCAACUGCUCCGAGAUGCGAAUCGGCCUGAAUGAGGAGUUCAGCAUCGGAAAGUCGCAGCUCAGAGGCUACGGAGCUGCUGUUCGCGUCGACGAGUGCAGCUUCCAUCAGGUGGUUCGACUGGACGAGUUCGACAGCCACCGAAUCCUGCGGCUGUGUCCCAGCCAGGGAGAGCAAACGGUGAUGCAGUAUCAGCUGAGCGACGAUCUUCCUUCAGCUCCUCCUUUCCGACUGUUUCCAACCAUCGAGAGAGACAGCGGAGGAAGGAUGAAGGUGAUGAUGAUGAUGUCACUGUUUUGUUUCCGCAGCGUUGCCAUCAACGUGGCCGCCACCGUCCCCGUCCCUAAAGGCUCCGUCAGCUUGUCUCAGGAGCUCAGCAGUCCGGACCAGAGCGCCGAGCUGAAGCCCCAGAGCCGAGCCGUGGUCUGGACCAUCCCCCGAUUCACCGGAGGGACGCAGCUCUCCGCCCUGUUCAAGCUGGAGGUUCCAGGUCUCAGCUCGGCCUCCAUGCUGGAGGUCGGUCCGGUGGGUCUGAGCUUUGAGCUGCCGAAGUUCACGGCCACCGGGCUGCAGAUCCGCUUCCUGCGCCUGUCGCCGGUCCAGCCCGGCCCAUCGCAGCGCUGGGUCCGGUACGUGACGCACUCCGACUCCUACACCAUCCGGAUCUGACCCUGAGAAACGUUGAGUUUGUUUCCUCAAUCAUGUACAUUCUGAAAUCUUGUUCACACGUUGUAAAUAAAAGUCCAUCUGAUCCCUGCA
Messenger RNA from Stegastes partitus (bicolor damselfish), 1731 nucleotides. RefSeq names its product adaptor related protein complex 4 subunit mu 1 (gene ap4m1). The coding region runs from base 319 to 1641 and encodes 440 amino acids. The record is from RefSeq and is a predicted model, not a curated record. The transcript is spliced from 15 exons. Gene Ontology annotation, cellular component: clathrin adaptor complex. Gene Ontology annotation, biological process: intracellular protein transport; vesicle-mediated transport. Lineage: Eukaryota; Metazoa; Chordata; Actinopteri; Pomacentridae.